Molecule: messenger RNA, 1924 nt
Organism: Cyclopterus lumpus (lumpfish)
Lineage: Eukaryota; Metazoa; Chordata; Actinopteri; Perciformes; Cyclopteridae
Gene: sephs1
Product: selenophosphate synthetase 1
Exons: 10
Coding region: 136-1314 (392 amino acids)
Biological process (GO): L-selenocysteine biosynthetic process
Cellular component (GO): cytoplasm
Molecular function (GO): selenide, water dikinase activity; ATP binding
Source: RefSeq, a predicted model, not a curated record
AUGUCUCACUUUUCGUCAGGCUUUCUCGGAGGACGCCCGAUUCUAGCCCCAAUGCAUUCUGGUGCCGUCCCCGCUCUUCUGUCGGGAUCCACCGCUAACGUGAAGCUGUGGUGAAGACCCAGACUUUCUUCAGACAUGUCUGUCAGGGAGUCCUUUAAUCCUGAAAGCUAUGAGCUGGACAAGAACUUCAGGCUCACACGCUUUGCUGAGCUCAAGGGCACCGGAUGCAAGGUGCCCCAAGAUGUGUUACAGAAGCUGCUAGAAACCCUACAGGAGAACCACUAUCAAGAGGAUGAACAGUUCCUGGGGGCAGUUAUGCCUCGAUUAGGCAUAGGAAUGGACACCUGUGUGAUCCCCCUCAGACAUGGAGGCCUUUCUCUGGUCCAGACAACAGAUUACAUCUACCCCAUUGUGGAUGAUCCCUACAUGAUGGGAAGAAUAGCUUGUGCCAAUGUUCUAAGUGACCUGUAUGCUAUGGGUGUGACAGAGUGCGACAACAUGUUGAUGCUUCUGGGAGUCAGCAACAAAAUGUCAGAGAAGGAGAGAGACAAAGUCAUGCCACUGGUCAUCCAGGGAUUCAAGGAUGCAUCAGAGGAGGCAGGCACAUCUGUAACAGGAGGACAGACGGUGCUCAACCCCUGGGUGGUGAUGGGAGGAGUUGCUACAACUGUCUGCCAACCAAACGAAUUCAUCAUGCCAGACAAUGCAGUGCCAGGAGACGUGUUGGUGUUGACCAAGCCUCUUGGAACACAAGUGGCUGUUGCAGUACAUCAGUGGCUAGAUAUUCCUGAAAAGUGGAACAAGAUCAAGUUGGUGGUAACCCAGGAGGAUGUAGAACUGGCCUACCAUGAAGCCAUGAUGAACAUGGCACGGCUCAACAGGACAGCGGCUGGUCUUAUGCACACCUUCAACGCUCACGCAGCCACCGACAUCACAGGGUUUGGCAUCCUAGGUCACGCUCAGACGCUGGCGCGGCAACAACGAAGCGAGGUAUCGUUUGUCAUCCACAACCUCCCAGUGCUUGCCAAGAUGGCGGCCGUGUCCAAGGCUUGUGGGAACAUGUUUGGACUCAUGCACGGCACCUGCCCUGAAACUUCAGGAGGCCUGCUUAUUUGUCUGCCUCGGGAGCAAGCUGCCCGCUUCUGUGCCGAGAUCAAGUCCCCAAAAUACGGUGAAGGCCACCAAGCGUGGAUCAUCGGAAUUGUAGAGAAAGGAAACCGCACUGCUCGCAUCAUUGACAAACCACGGAUCAUAGAGGUGGCACCACAAGCAGCCACGCAGAAUGUCAACCCAACUCCUGGUGCAACUUCUUAAUCCACCUUUGCAUCAUAGACCGGAACCCCAAAACUCUGCAGAGUGCUUUUAGACACAUACACUACAAAACCAUCCUAGAGUGUUGAAAUAUAUACAUAAAAUAGUAUGUACACACAAGACUGGGUUGGCGUGUAUCUACAUGAAAAACAGCACCACACAGUGGCCCAAGGGGCAUGCCAUCACCCAGUGGACUCAACCUGCAGUAUCCCAAUGAUUACAAAAUUGGUAAGAAUUAGAGCAUACUUAAAAUCCAUUUGCCUUUUGUGUCUGUCGUAUUUUGUUAUGUUCCAUGUGUGUGAUCAGCAGGCAACUUCUGAUAAGAGGGCGAUGGUGAUGAAGACAAUUAUGUGAUACUGUUGAUUCAUUUUGAAUCUUAGGAAAUCUGGAGUCUGUUGCCUCUUUGGCUCUUUUAAAAUUGCUCUCAUCAAGCAGGCGGACCGCAUGAUGGUGUUUUUGUUUGUCCAUUCACUUUGUACAGUUAUAAAGUCUAGUUUUAGUUCAUUGCUGUAACUGAUGCCUUGAAAGAAAAAGUGACAAGAAUGGUUUGUUUUUUAUUACUUUGACUUUUUGUAUUCUCCCUACCUAAACUAAUAAAUAUUACAAUAGAAAA